GAAUCCGAAUUUUUGGAGAAGAACACCGAUUGGAUCUAUGAAUGGAGCUCGCGUCCAGAUCAAGCACCACCGAAAGACUGGAAAUUCAAGCAUCCUCAGGGAAUGAAUAAAAGAAAAUCUUAUAGCAUUCGUACAACGAAAGUGGGGAAAAUUGGAUUGUUCUCAAAAGAGGUCCUUUAUACUCUUGUUAUCACGAAUAUUCUAUCUGUUUUGGUUGGAGCUGGCUUGGGGGUCUGGUUGUCCAGGCGGGGAUCGAUAACGACCAGCGUGACCAUCGAGUGAAAAAAAAAAUACGAGUACACGAAAGUCAGGAUUGCUGCGCUGGAGUUUGCGAGAAUACGGAGUAUAGGGUUGGUCUAUUUCGAGCCGCUAGAAAGACUGAAAAGCCAAGAAAAAAGGGUCGAUCGAGCCUAACAAAACACACAACAUAUUAUUUCGAUUACCACAAUUUAAUAUUAGCACUUUUUAUUCUAUUCUUCCCUGCCCGAAAGAAACUUAACUUACGGUGUACUUAUUGAACGCCGUAUUAUUGUGUAAGUCAUAUGCUAUUAUAUGCUUAAAAAAAUGCUUAAAAAAAAAAAAAAAA
Molecule: messenger RNA, 586 nt
Organism: Apis florea (little honeybee)
Lineage: Eukaryota; Metazoa; Arthropoda; Insecta; Hymenoptera; Apidae
Gene: BNIP3
Product: BCL2 interacting protein 3
Biological process (GO): mitochondrial outer membrane permeabilization; positive regulation of apoptotic process
Cellular component (GO): mitochondrial outer membrane; nucleus; mitochondrial envelope
Source: RefSeq, a predicted model, not a curated record